GUGUUUGGCACACUGUAAGAGUCUGAGAUUGGCUCCAUGUUGAUGAGAUGUGCUUUGAUUCUUUCUCCUCAGUCUUGAACCCUGCCAACCCGGGCCUACCCUCAAGCCUGUCUUCGACCCAAGGGGAGGUCUUCGAGAGGUCACGCAGACAUCGCAGAAGUACCUCUCCUUCGUUUCAAGUACUCGCCACUCUUCGUCCGACUGAUGCCAAGAUUGUCUUCAUCUUCCUCUUUCUGUCCCGUCCGCUGGUUCUGACGGUACAUUCGCCCGCCUCUUUUGCUCACACAAGUCAUCUUGUCAUCAGUCGUUCUAUGCCCCUCCCAAGUAUUCGUACAUGGCUGUACUCUUGGGAGUCCAGCCAAGACUAUCUGAAAGGGGUACACUGCCAGAUAUCUCUGUGACAGAUGAUCACUACAGCUCGUGAAUUUUAAUUCGUCUCCUCAUUCUCCGUUACUCAAGCUUGCGUGCGUCUUUGAGUGAGUUAAAUGCGACAUCCUAUCGCACGGGGUUGUGAACCUACCAGGGCUUCUCAUGUCAAGUCGCCACUUGGGGCUUUUGUUAGAAUACAGAAUCGAGUUGCGAACGUUCUGCCGAUCACCCAAGUGACUAGAGUACCUCAGUAGCAAUAGCAAGGUAUCUCACGUCGCUGUGCCACAGUGAAAUGGUGAAUGGCAAUGCUAUCAGAACGCAACGCAUGAGGAACAGAGUAUCCAGCACACAAGACGCAAAGCUGCAGCAUUUCUUUUAGCCUGAGAUGUCCUUGUAUAGAACGACACAAUGCUCCUUCUACUGCCCCAGCUUCUCGUAGACGCUGUGGCCCAGGGUUGCACGCUGCCAAAGAAUUGUACUCUUAGCAACGGC
This is a messenger RNA of Fusarium odoratissimum NRRL 54006, 861 nucleotides long. RefSeq lists its product as uncharacterized. The record is from RefSeq and is a predicted model, not a curated record. The coding region runs from base 48 to 401 and encodes 117 amino acids. NCBI's taxonomy places the organism in Eukaryota, Fungi, Ascomycota, Sordariomycetes, Hypocreales, Nectriaceae. The transcript has 2 exons.